AUGGUUAUAAUUAAUGUAAGAUUAAGGAAAUCGUCAUCAUCAUCAUCAUCAUCAUCAUCAUCAUCAUCAUCAUCAUCAUCAUCAUCAUCAUCAUCAUCAUCAUCAUCAUCAUCAUCAUCAUCAUCAUCAUCAUCAUCAUCAUCAUCAUCAUCAUCAUCAUCAUCAUCAUCAUCAUCAUCAUCAUCAUCAUCAUCAUCAUCAUCAUCAUCAUCAUCAUCAUCAUCAUCAUCAUCAUCAUCAUCAUCAUCAUCAUCAUCAUCAUCAUCAUCAUCAUCAUCAUCAUCAUCAUCAUCAUCAUCAUCAUCAUCAUCAUCAUCAUCAUCAUCAUCAUCAUCAUCAUCAUCAUCAUCAUCAUCAUCAUCAUCAUCAUCAUCAUCAUCAUCAUCAUCAUCAUCAUCAUCAUCAUCAUCAUCAUCAUCAUCAUCAUCAUCAUCAUCAUCAUCAUCAUCAUCAUCAUCAUCAUCAUCAUCAUCAUCAUCAUCAUCAUCAUCAUUAAUGAUACAUUAAUGUUGAAUUCAUGUACAAUUGAUUAAUCAUUGAAUUGUGACUAUUAUCAUAUUUUGUUAUAUCCCGAUGAGAAUAAUGAAUGGUAACUGUUGGGAUCUAUUUCUGGACUAUUACUAUACGUAUAUGUUUUAUCGUAUAAUUGUUAAGUAACUAAACUAUUCAUAUUUGUGUCCCUCUUAUUAUGAGCUUUGUUUUGACAUAUGAACUAUUACUAUACAAAUUACCAUUCUUG
Molecule: messenger RNA, 739 nt
Organism: Schistosoma mattheei
Lineage: Eukaryota; Metazoa; Platyhelminthes; Trematoda; Strigeidida; Schistosomatidae
Source: the annotation of a GenBank genome assembly